Molecule: messenger RNA, 6618 nt
Organism: Armigeres subalbatus
Lineage: Eukaryota; Metazoa; Arthropoda; Insecta; Diptera; Culicidae
Gene: Reph
Product: glucocorticoid receptor
Exons: 5
Coding region: 894-2255 (453 amino acids)
Source: RefSeq, a predicted model, not a curated record
CGAUGGAGGAGUGUCAAGUGCUUAAAAAGGCAGAACUUGCACUAGCUGGAAAGGCUCGGUGGUAGUGGCGAGAAAGUGUUUCGCGGGCGCACUUUCCGUUUUGGUCACUUGUUAAUUCUAAAUUGGUUGAAUUUUACCACUAGAACCGGAUAUUAUUCUCAGUUUUCCAAGUUUUGGUUGUGCUGAUUACCGAGAAGUGAUGACUCGCGCGCGUUGAAUGUGUGAAAAUAUACGACCGUCGUCCGUCUGGAAGGAGACUGUUUUGACGGGAGUCGCCAUCGAAAGAAGAAGAGGAAAAUUCGUUCAUGUGUUGAUUCCGCGUUCGAGGAAACAAAAUUGGCUCUAAUAAUUUCGUGAACUGGUUUUGACAUUCGCUCCGUAUCUUUUGGGGCAAUGCAAGGGUGAAUCGAGAUUAUGCCAAUGUGCCGUUUAGCGAAGUGAAUGAGGUACUUUCCGGAAGCCUGACCUAGCGCCAAGAAAAAAGUGCAUGAAAUUGAAAAAUCGAUAAAAUUUUAUUGCAACUCGAACCCACAGCAUUCACGCAGCAGUCAAUUUGGUCUUUGUUGUUUUCCUUUGUAAAUUUGCAUUUAGUGCAUCAAUUUGUUUUUGCUCGACUAAAUAAAAACCGGUUUGAGUUGGUUAGGGAUCAGUUUGACUUGUUUAUUUUAUUUACUCGUUGAUAUUUUGCGUCAGCUUCUGUCGUAUCCCGACUUAGAGGUUCAUCGCGGGUGAUAACGAAAUUUGCGAUUAUCAACAAGGAAGUCUAAAAAAAAAGAAGAAGAAGAAUCGCAGGAGAUUUCCGCAAAAAUAUCAUUUUGGGCAGGAGACGCGGCUAGUUCUAGUGGAGAAACAAAAACAACAGAUAGAAUAGUUCACACCUAGCAAACGUUACUAUGCUCAAGUAUUUAACGCACAAACUUCGCACACAAUCAAUCAACGAUGAUCAUCCGGUCAACGAAAAGAUUGACGGACACGAUUCGGGCACGGAGUCCGAUGGCGACUUGGAUCAGGAGGAUGAUUUGAUUCAGGAACAUGACAUGGAGCUAAGUUUGAGCUCCCGUCAAGACACUGCAUCUCCGACGGAUACGGCAUGCUCUUCUGAGUCACCGGCAUUUCUAGGUGCGGCCUCACAUCUGCUAAUGUACGAUCAGAACAGUUCCGAAGAGGAGCUGGAAGUGAUCAACGGCAGUGCCCUGGAGGCGAACAGUGAAACCGAAGGUGAUGGAGGCGGAGAUAGCGGUGGAGGUGGUGCUGACUGUGUCAGCGGUAUUGACCUAGGCAGCAGGGAGAACCUGAACCGACUAGCCGCCGGGCAUCGUCAAGAGCUAGCAGAGGUGGAUUUCCACCGAGUUGGCGAUGAGCUGGACGAAUGCACGGAGGAGUUGUGUCUGGCGACGUCCCUAGUGGCUGGUACGCUUCGGCCACUGGCGAUUACGCCCACCCAGGUGGGCACUAGUAAACGAUGUAGUUCAAAUAAUCUACUAGAAAAGCGUAAACGAUCUCUAGCGCACAGCUCGGAUGAGGAGGUUCGUCAUCUACUCGAACAUCAGCACCAGCAGCAACAUCAACAUCAUCAUCACCAUCAUCACCACCAUCAGCCAUUGAUGUCGGCGCCGGUAAAUUUCCGCACGUCCCCUCCACUAGAAGCUUUAAAACCACACCGUAGCCAUAUAAUCCAGCGUUCGACAACUCCACUCAUCCUGACGGAGAGUGGCCGCGGUCUGGAGCACAUUAGAAUAUCAUCGUCGUCGUCGAUCUCGUCGACAACGUCAUCGCUCUCGUCCCUGGGAGGGGCCUCCGUCGGCACGGUCUACGGAGGCGGCAUCGGGAGCAUGCCCACCUGUGAUAGUCCGGUGUUGGCUUCCGGCAUCAGCAACCAUCAUCAACAUCAACAACCGCAGAAUAGUAGCAACAAUCUAGCACUGAUAAGUACAACAAAUACUCCCACGGGUGCCACCUCCGGACCAGGUGGCCCCUCGGCAGUGGGAAUGCCAUUCAUCAGCGGUCAGGAAUCCGGGGCCGCUGUAGCAGUAAACAAUAUGGAAAUCAGCCGAUCGGUUAGUCCCCCGGCAAAGGUGUUCCACUGUGCGGUCUCGCCCCGACGGAGACAGUCUCGCCAUCAGCAACAGAGGGUACCGCGACCGCACAGGCCAUGCUUAGAUUUCGAUAAGAUGCAGCAACUCAAAGCACGAUCUGUGACCACGUGGCGGCACAGUAACGAACAUUCGGGCGAGCUGUCCGUUUUCUGCUGGUGAUGAUGAGCGCUCGGCGAACGAUGAUCCGAUGGAGGCGCUGGCGACAACAGCAACAGCACGCCCCGGACCGGAAACGUUUGUCCAGGAAUGACAGCAUACUUUCGUUUAGUGCCGAUGGACGACCAGGAUCGCAACAAGGAUGACAACGAUGACGACAAGGACGGCGACGACGACGACGACAAGCUACAAGUGUCUAUUGUGUUUUUGCUCUAGAUUUGUUAAGUUGACUCACUCACACAAACACACGCACGUGAUUACUUUUUGAGUUUAUGGAAGCUGGCUCGAGAAUGCUGAAGAAUAAUUGGCCAUUAAUAGGAGUGUAUUGUAGACUUUGGGCAUUCAGUGUGGUAAUCUUUACAACACAUCUUGUCUUCAUUUUCAUUUGUUGUAAUGAAUGUAGUUUAAUGAAGUAAAAAGGAAGCGUCACACCGUUAAUAAGUGUAGGCCAGAAGUGGAGUGUAAUCAAUGUUGGUUACGAUUUUUGAGAAGCUGAAACAUAAAAGAAACUUUGUUGUUAGAGUGUAAGAAUUUAGAGAACAUUGUUUUAUCGAUUAGUUUAAGCUUAAUAUCUAUUACCUUUCAAAGCAAUUUUGUGAUUUUAAUAUUUAGUAGUGUGUUUUUAUGUUAAUCUUCUUAUCUCAAACUAAAAUGUGAACAAUAAUAUCAGUGUUGACGAAGAAUUAUGCGAACCCAGUUAGAUAGUUAGUAUGAUAUGAUUUGUUUGCAAUCGAGUUGUGGAUGUUAAAUGAAGGAGAGAGUAUUACACAGCAUUUGGAGGUGGAAAACAUGUCGCGUAUGCGACAUACAAUUGAAAUCGCAGAGAGUAUGGUGUUAAUCGAUGUUUUAAUGCUAUGGGCGUCAACGGCGUUGAAGCUAGAUUGAUUGAAUAAUUCAUAAAAGACGUACUUUAUAAGAAACUCUAGUUCUCAGGGAUCUAGGGCAUAACUAAUAUAGCAUGCUUGGCUCGUACUAUUGCAAAUGAUUAACGUAAUGAAGGCACUAUAAACAAAGAGGGGUAAUGGUAAAUUUGGUAUCGUACAUUUACUCUACGUGUCAUAUUAUGCUCCGGAUGUGCGAAAAGUAACACACAUGAAACUUAUCGGACUUUAAAAAGCAUGUUUUGGAAUUAUGAAACUUGUUUGUAAUUUUACUAUUGCCCUUUUAACCAUUGCUUUUGACCGAUAAAACCAAGAGGGGAGACAUAACUUUCGAAAUAUAUUUGUAUCUGGUUCAUAUAUUUUUUGUCAUUUUAUCCGGUAGUCUAAAAACCUAACUCGGUUUAAAAUAUUUUUAUUUAAAAAGAUUUUCCAUCUGUAUCAAGAAUUAAACGAAUGCGUGGGUGGGUGAAUAAAACGGACGCAAAAUAGAAGAUAAUAAUGAAAACCAGAUAAAGCAGUUUUAAAUGUCUAUUCGAGAAUUUAUUUUUGUUGUUGUUGUGGAUUAAUUUGUUCAAAGAUCAGCUCUUUUGUUUAUAGUGUCUUUUGCGCAGGUAAAUUUUCAUGAGAAACUUUCAUUGGUGUGGCCCAUGGGGCAAAAUUCUACAGAGAAGUCCCGUAACCCUAGCAACCAGAUUCUGCCAUUUUAAACAUGCACAGUUCAAAAAAGCUACAAAUGAAGAUACUGCCUUAAUAUCUAUUCUGUCAUUAAUUGAGAAACCAGCAAUCAACACUUCGACAUGCGAGCAAAGUUCUUACCAAAUCUACGACAAUUCAUAAUUCUACACAAAUGAUCUCCAGACUGGUCUGAUGGAUUAAUGACAGAAGCAGUGCAAAUAGAUAACUCGUCUUAUUCUAACACCUAUAAUAACUCGAAACACGAACACAAGCGAAUAAUUUAAAAACAAGUAAAACAAAAUAAACUCGAUCCACUCAAUUAUAGUUCACGAAACAUAACAAAAGUUUCUAAAUAUAUAAACCGUAACGCGAAACGACAAAUACAUUAUUAUCAUGAUUAUUAUACAAAUAUUUUACCGAAAGCAAGCUAAACAACAGAACACAGCAAGCAAAUCAUAGGAUAUAAUAGCCAUAACAAAUCAAUUUAUCAUUAGUCAUUUAGAGAAAGCAGAACGAUCAGUCAGUGGGCCCAUAUUUAAAUUUCGCUGUCAUGUCCAUCUGUUCGACAGAAUGAUCAAGCCCCAUCAGUUUAUGGUGAUUGCGGAAAAUUUAAUAAUACUAGGUGUGAUUCACAUUAAUUGAAAACAAACAUAUGAUGCGUAGAGAGCUAAAUAGGGAGCAUACUUGCUAGUAGUCAAGCUCAACUGGAAAUUAUAAUUUGUUUGAACUUAUUUCCUAUUGGCAGACCUACCUUAACCGUGACGACGUGCUUGUAUUUUAAUACUGUUACUCCUUAAUCCGUUUACUCAAAGAAAAUUGGGAAUUAGAAGUAACGAUUCGAAUACGAAUUGAGAUAAGCUUUCAGGGGCUGUGAUAUUCAAGAACGGAUUAAGGGUUAUCUGUGAUUACUUGGAAUCCCAUUUCUGUUCAUCUCUAAACACCUUCCACCUUCUGAGCAGUGCUGUGAUUUUUAUUCUGCUUCAAGUAUAUUCAGUAAGACAAAGUUUAUUUCUAAAAAAUAAAAAAAAUCUAAGGAAUGAUUGCUUUUCUACCACCACUACUAUGCACGCCGCAAGAAAUCAACAAAAGCUACAGUUAUAUAAGUUGUGUUCUUUAUACGAUAUACGUUAUGUAAUGAUAUAUUUCUCAUAUAUCAUUUUUAUUUUCAGUUAUGAAAUUAAUUUUUGAUACGUAAUACAAUUGACACAGAGAUAUGACCGCUUCCUAAUCAGCAUCCCAUUCGCAUCAAUUUCAAUCUUCUAAGUUUUAUCCUUAACGAAUUACUCAAUCUUUGAUACAUGAAAGCAUUUGUGAAUUUUUAGCGAUGGACAAAUGGUCAUGACGAUGGUCAUAUGGUUCAAAUGCGACAGAGUAAUAAAGGUAGCGGGCGCAAAAAAGAAGAAGUGCUGCUCAAAUAGAUCUUUCCCCUAAUAUAUUUGUCCCAAAACAGCACUGCUCCUGAGUAUAACGAAUUUCCAUUCACUUUUUCCCUAUUAUUGCAGCGUAGUGUGGAACUGGAAGCUAGACCGAUUGAAAAUAAUUAAAGACUAAUGAAACAAUAAGAUGUGAGCUAAUGGAAACAAUAAUGUUUACAUCAGUUACAAUACAAUUGAUUCGAUCACCUACAAAACCAGAGGUUUUAUUAUAAUUUACAGUAUCAUUGCUUCAAAUGAAAUAAUUAAUUCAAUUACUUGAUGGAUUUUGAAUUGGAAUAUUUCUGCAUAAAUACUAAAACAGUUUUCAGCGGUAUUCAUCAUAGCUACGAACGAAGUGAAGUAACGUUAUUCUAUCAUAGUCAACAUUGUUGCAAUGCAUCAAUUCCGCUUCUAGAACAAACCAUAAAUUCCUUGAAUUUUAUUUGCACAUGUCAUGGAAGAGUGUGUUGCAGCAGCAUUGUUUUCAGGCUCACAUUUUUUUGGACGAAUAUCAGGAGUUUGUUUCUAAAUGAACUCUAUAUUGAAUGAAGAAAAUUGUAAUUAUGGACGAAAACAUAUUAGCCAACGUGAAUCAUGAUUUUUAACGUGACUUUGCAACUACAGAGCGAUUGAAUUCGAAUUCGAAAAGCGCCCAGGUGGAGGACAAACCCUUCGCACCAAGAGAGAAACACAAACGAUUGCUUUCAGUAUUGGAAAUAAAGUUAAGGAAAAAACAAAACAAACAAACAACUUAUAAAUAUUGUACUAGUAGACAAACUGAUCUUAAACUUAAGGAUACCAAUGAUAUAGAAGGACAUUUUCAGUGAAAUUAAUCAAACUGUGAAUUCAAUGAUGAAGCGAGAAGGCUUGAGAAAGGGAAAAAGAAAGGUGCAAUCAAGAGUCACAGUGAAGGCGAAGCCCACAUUAACACAACACGAGAGAUAAAACUCGUAAAAAUCUUAGAUGUCGUCUCUAUUGAAUUGGAACUAUUGAUAUAACAAUGAAAAAUAAUGCAUAGCACAUACAAACAUUCAUACACACAACCAGUCAUUUGAACACAACUUUGUCCAAAAAAACCAAAACUGAACAUGGAAACAAUAGGAUUGCAAACUAUUGUUGAUUGCAAAUUGAUGGGACUUUUUGCGUUAACAGAGAAGUUAGUGGACAGCCGCAAUGCGCUUGACAGUGCGAGAGAGCGAGAAAGAAUCAUAUACAAGCGUGAGCGAUCGGAAUGAUGUUGAUUACUUUCUAAGUUUACGUACGUACUUUAUUAGUUUUUUUUUGUAUCAUGUGGAUAAAACCGAAUGAAUACUGAACGAUUUAGGACAGAAAAUACACAACCAACUUGAUUUAUUAUGAACGGAGAAUAAAGAAAAUACAAAAUUAUAUUACGAA